Cantharellus anzutake is the source of this 1509-nucleotide messenger RNA. RefSeq names its product DUF1630-domain-containing protein. The record is from RefSeq and is a predicted model, not a curated record. Bases 1 to 1509 code for a protein of 502 amino acids. Gene Ontology annotation, molecular function: guanyl-nucleotide exchange factor activity. Gene Ontology annotation, cellular component: recycling endosome. Lineage: Eukaryota; Fungi; Basidiomycota; Agaricomycetes; Cantharellales; Hydnaceae. The transcript has 9 exons.
AUGAAGCUGGAACGGAUGAGAAGGUGGAUCAUUUCCUUGGCUAUAAUUAAUUUCAAUUUAGAUGUUGGACCUGUUGUAGAUAUCCUGUAUCCCUCCAUCAGCCUGACAGACGCCGAACGAGAAAACGUCGCCUUUUCAUCCUUCCCAGAUACAGCACUAUUCGAUACUGGUUCGGAGGUCCAUUCAUUUCGUAUUCCCGAAGGAACAACACCCCAGGAGGAUGAAGCGACAACUCAUGAUAUCCACUGGACACCUCGCCCUCCGUCGAUUGACGGGUAUCUAUAUGGAUAUUCGCUUUUUCAUCAAAGAAGGGACGAUUCCUCAAAAAGGGGUUAUCUUCAGCGCUCCGUCGUUAUACUCUCGCACCUCCCGUAUCCAUCGUUAUUCCUAACGGCUCUACACGACCUUGCACCUCUAUACUUCUCGCAAGGCGCGCCCUCACUUGAGACAGCUUGCCAUAACAUUGCAAACUGGCCAGACCCAACGUUCGGAUUGUCCUGCGAAUUGGGAUUUAUGGGGAGAGUCCUGAAUGUUGAGCUCCCUCAAGAUGAGCGGCAACAGCAACAACCUCUUCAAAUCACGUCGAACGCAGACCCUCCACUCCUCGCGUCUGUACCGCCUUCGGAUCCAUCUCCUCUCCGCAUCUUCGCUCCAUGUUUACCAAAGCUGUGGUCAGUAUGGGAAUGCCUAAUAUUAUGCGAACCUCUCAUCAUCUUCGCUGCCACCCCGCGAGAGGCGAGUCUGGCAGUGUGGUGGCUAUAUGAAUUUAUUCGUCCGCUGAACGCGGCGAUCGACCUUCGGCCGUAUUUCCACAUCCACGAUCAAGAUUUUGAGCGCAUAGUGAACAAGAAUGGGCCAAGAGCUGGAAUGUUAUUGGGAGUAACGAACCCGUUCUUCACCAAUGCUUGUAAGCACUGGCCGCAUGUCCUGAGUUUAGGACGCCCACCUCGCCAUCACCAUUUUCAUCACAAGAAGGACCGGGAUGGUCAAGCUAGUAAAGUUCCAGAAGCAAGCCUCAAGUUUGGCCCAGACGCCGGCUUCCAUUCAAGGCACCAGCGCUACAUCAGUAAGGACAAGGACUUGCUAAAGCUUCUUGAGACAGCAGUCCAGAAAGGUGGUCAAGCAGAAACUGAAGCAGUGCAUCUCAUUCGCCGACACUUCUCAAUGCGUGCCUCGGAAGUCCUGGGUCCUCUUAAUCGCUAUUUUACCUCCCUCAUUCACAACUCUGACCUCCCGACGCUCCCAUCGGCCACGAAGAAUUCAACAUCCUCGGCAGCAUCUUCGCACCACAAAUCGGACAGUGGAAGCGGCAAUUUUCUAGGGUCAUUCGCUGAUGCAGAUUUUCUGGCAUCUCUUAAGACCCAUGGGAGCACAUUACCUUUCCGCACUAAGGCCAAACAGAAGGAAUUUUAUGAGCGCUGGUUAAAAAGUCCCGCAUUUGGUAUCUGGCUAGCCGAACGCGAUGCUGACACUCGUACAGCAUUGAAAGGGAAGAAGAGAGCGAGAUAA